GCCCGCUGGGCCAUGCAGGGCGCAGAGCCGGCGAAGCGCCACUGAGACCCGGCUCUCCGCGCCCAGGGCCGGCUGAUGCCCCACGAGCUCCCCGCUCCGCUUACUGCGGCCCGGCCACAUCUGGACUUGGCGCCGCGCGGCGGGGCCGACGCCAGGCCACCAUGCUGCUCGGGGCGUCUCUAGUGGGGGUGCUGCUGUUCUCCAAGCUGGUGCUGAAACUGCCCUGGACUCAAGUGGGGUUCUCCCUGCUGUUCCUCUACCUGGGGUCUGGUGGCUGGCGCUUCAUCCGAGUCUUCUUCAAGACCAUCAGGCGCGAUGUCUUUGGCGGCAUGGUGCUCCUGAAGGUGAAGGCCAAGGUUCGUCGGUACCUGCGGGAGCAGCGAACAGUGCCCACUUUGUUUGCCUCUACGGUACGGCGCCACCCUGACAAGACAGCCCUGAUCUUCGAGGGCACAGACACCCACUGGACUUUCCGCCAGCUGGAUGACUACUCAAGCAGCGUGGCCAACUUCCUGCAGGCCCGGGGCCUGGCCUCGGGUGACGUGGCUGCCCUUUUCAUGGAGAACCGCAAUGAGUUUGUGGGCCUGUGGCUGGGCAUGGCCAAGGUGGGCGUGGAGGCAGCACUCAUCAACACAAACCUCCGGAGGGAUGCCCUGCGCCACUGCCUGACCACCUCCAGGGCCCAGGCCCUCAUCUUUGGCAGCGAGAUGGCCCCAGCUGUCUCUGAGAUCCAUGCCAGCCUGGACUCCUCACUCAGCCUCUUCUGCUCUGGCCCCUGGGAGCCCAGCAUGGUGCCAACCAGCUGGGAGCACCUGGAUCCCCUACUGGAAGAUGCCCCCAAGCACCUGCCCAGUCGCCCUGACAAGGGCUUCACAGAUAAGCUCUUCUAUAUCUACACAUCAGGCACCACUGGGCUGCCCAAAGCCGCCAUUGUGGUGCACAGCAGGUAUUACCGCAUGGCUGCCCUGGUGUACUACGGAUUCCGCAUGCAGCCUGAUGACAUUGUCUAUGACUGCCUCCCCCUCUACCACUCAGCAGGAAACAUCGUGGGGAUCGGGCAGUGCUUGCUCCAUGGCAUGACGGUGGUGAUCCGGAAGAAAUUCUCGGCCUCCCGAUUCUGGGAUGACUGUGUCAAGUACAACUGCACGAUCGUGCAGUACAUCGGCGAACUGUGCCGCUACCUCCUGAACCAGCCGCCGCGGGAGGCGGAGAACCAGCACAAGGUGCGCAUGGCCCUCGGCAACGGGCUCCGCCAGUCCAUCUGGACUGACUUUUCCGGCCGCUUUCACAUCCCCCAGGUGGCCGAGUUCUACGGGGCCACCGAGUGCAACUGCAGCCUGGGCAACUUCGACAGCCAGGUGGGAGCCUGUGGCUUCAACAGCCGCAUCCUGUCCUUUGUGUACCCCAUCCGGCUGGUACGUGUCAAUGAGGACACCAUGGAGCUAAUCCGGGGGCCCGACGGCAUCUGCCUUCCCUGCCAGCCAGGGGAGCCAGGCCAGCUGGUGGGCCGCAUUGUCCAGCAGGACCCCCUGCGGCGCUUUGACGGCUACGUCAACCAAGGCGCCAACAAUAAGAAGAUCGCCAAGGACGUCUUCAAGAAGGGCGACCAGGCCUACCUCACUGGCGACGUGCUGGUGAUGGACGAGCUGGGCUACCUGUACUUCCGAGACCGCACAGGGGACACGUUCCGCUGGAAAGGCGAGAAUGUGUCCACCACCGAGGUGGAGGGCACGCUCAGCCGCCUGCUGGACAUGGCCGAUGUGGCAGUGUAUGGCGUCGAGGUGCCAGGAACGGAGGGCCGGGCCGGAAUGGCUGCUGUGGCCAACCCCACUAGCAGCUGUGACCUGGAGCACUUUGCACAGCUCUUGGAGAAGGAGCUGCCCCCGUAUGCCCGCCCCGUCUUCCUGCGCUUCCUGCCUGAGCUGCACAAAACAGGGACCUUCAAGCUACAGAAGACAGAGCUGCGGAAGGAGGGCUUUGAUCCAGCAGUCGUGAAAGACCCACUUUUCUACCUGGACGCCCGAAAGGGCCGCUACAUUUUGCUGGACCGAGAGGCCUACACCCGCAUCCAGGCAGGCGAGGAGAAGCUGUGAUUUAGCCCUCCGAGGGCCAGCAGACGCUGGAUCCAGAGCCCCAGCUCCCACGCCAGAGGGGGCCUGGGCAACGUCAGACCAAAGCAAGCAGGGUCUGGCACCUCCACCCGGAGGUGCUGAUCACUUCCUCAAAACUGCCAAGUGACUCACUGCCGCCUCCCCGCCCCACCGGAGGCUUUCUGUGAAAGCCUCAUGUCCACAUUACGUCUUUGAGGCUAGGCAGGGCCUUUAGUCCCGGUUAAGACAGACUGGGCCCCUCAGGAUGAUCUUGCAUCAGGAGAAGGAGGGUUGACAAGCACCCCCCUGGAGAGCAGGGCGCUUGUAAAUGGGACCAGGGCAGAAGCCCCCAGACUCAGGAAACCAGGAGAGUGGGUAGGGACAGCAGGGGCUGUCCUUCAAGGGGUUGAAGAGGAUCCUGGCCACAGAGCUGAGCGUCACUCGGCCCUGCCCGCGCCUCCAGAAGGGUGGGAAGACCUGACCUGCAGCAGGCGGCCGCACUGAGAACCUCACUGCUCACCUGUCCUUGCCCGGGUGGCUGCCUGGCUGUCCUCAGGCGAUACCCUUCUGCCUUCGUAGGUCUGUCCACGUCACCUUCUCCACCUUCGUCCUGGCCUGGCUGUGACAGGAGGACGGGUAGGGAGCACGUACAUACUCCAGGGCCAAUAAACUGCCUUGAUAACC
Molecule: messenger RNA, 2774 nt
Organism: Manis pentadactyla (Chinese pangolin)
Lineage: Eukaryota; Metazoa; Chordata; Mammalia; Pholidota; Manidae
Gene: SLC27A4
Product: solute carrier family 27 member 4
Exons: 13
Coding region: 162-2093 (643 amino acids)
Biological process (GO): long-chain fatty acid import into cell; response to nutrient; very long-chain fatty acid catabolic process
Cellular component (GO): microvillus; plasma membrane; endoplasmic reticulum membrane
Molecular function (GO): long-chain fatty acid-CoA ligase activity; long-chain fatty acid transmembrane transporter activity
Source: RefSeq, a predicted model, not a curated record